GUAAAGAAAAAAUGUAAACAAACGUCAUGUAACUAUUCCAUUUCGCAAUCAGCUGUGUGCCGGUGGCAAAAUGAUCCGAAAGUUUGCGAAAUAUUGGCGCGAUUCGGCGUCUCUGCUCAUAUUAGCAAGAGAUCGUUCGACCAUGCACCAGGAGAAGUAUAAUUACAAGGUGCUCGUAUUCAAACGGACUGCCAAAAUGGCCUUCAUGCCGAACAGUAUAGUUUUUCCCGGUGGAGGAUUCGACAAACAAGAUGCCUCACUGCAAUGGGAAUCGUUCUUUCGCAAUAGAAACAUACCUGACAGCGCCUUGAAAAGCCUUACCGAAGUGGACGGAUCGAGACCAUACAUAUUUCACACGGAGAGUACAGAUUUGCUCGAUCGUAACAUAUCGCUACGGCUGUGUGCAUUACGUGAAGCCUUCGAAGAGCUCGGUGUAUUGCUUGUGGUUAAUGAACUGAAGCAGAAACAGGAACUUCAUUACAGCAAAUGGCAGAAGUCGUUUGAUGUAGAACUGUGGCAGCAAAAGAUACAUAAUGGAGACGCAUUGUUUCAGGAAUUACAUACUGCGCUCGGCACCAUGCCGGAUGUGUUUAAUCUCUAUGAAUGGUCGUGCUGGUUAACACCGGCCAUGUUCCGAAAGCGGCGGUUUGAAACGGCAUUCUAUUUAGCAAUUUUAGAUGAAAUGCCAGACAUACACCCGGAACGACACGAAGUACAGGAAUAUUACUGGGAUACACCGGCCUCUUUGUUGCAAGCACAUCGCGAGGAAAAAAUAUGGCUAGCACCACCGCAAACUUAUGAGCUGACGAGGCUUAGCUAUGUGCAUGAUAUAGACCAGUUGGCCCGUUUCGCAGCCAAGCGCAACCGGAAGGGGUCAACUUUGCUCUGCCCUGUGCAAUAUAAUGCUGCAGAUGGAGUAAUAUUCGUGUUGCCAGGGGAUGAUUUGUACCCAUCCAGGUACGACUACAUCUCGGACAAUCCGGACCUCGACAAGUACGGAGACCUAACGCAGGAAGUGAUACGCAAGCAGUCGAAAAGGCUGCACCGUGUAGAGCACAAGGAUUUACAUCAUCAAGCAUUCUUUCUUAAUAUUCAUCCCCUGGAUGAUCACCUGCACUUACAGGGAGAAAAUGAUUUCUUUAAACAUUUCUAAACCUUGUGACUAACAGCGAAGGAAGAAGAAUUAUCUGACGGGUACAUUAACAAAGGCAGACACGAAAAAUGGUUUGUACUAAACAAUAGAAUGAAAAACACCUUCUAACCAU
Anopheles funestus (African malaria mosquito) is the source of this 1265-nucleotide messenger RNA. Its product is annotated as acyl-coenzyme A diphosphatase NUDT19-like. The coding region runs from base 71 to 1153 and encodes 360 amino acids. Gene Ontology annotation, cellular component: mitochondrion. The record is from RefSeq and is a predicted model, not a curated record. Gene Ontology annotation, molecular function: hydrolase activity, acting on acid anhydrides, in phosphorus-containing anhydrides. The transcript has 3 exons. Lineage: Eukaryota; Metazoa; Arthropoda; Insecta; Diptera; Culicidae.